Messenger RNA from Harpegnathos saltator (Jerdon's jumping ant), 2143 nucleotides. RefSeq names its product retinol dehydrogenase 10. The coding region runs from base 765 to 1673 and encodes 302 amino acids. Gene Ontology annotation, molecular function: oxidoreductase activity, acting on the CH-OH group of donors, NAD or NADP as acceptor. The record is from RefSeq and is a predicted model, not a curated record. The transcript has 8 exons. Lineage: Eukaryota; Metazoa; Arthropoda; Insecta; Hymenoptera; Formicidae.
CGAUCCUCCACAGGUGGGGCGCCCUCGCGAGGGAUUGAUCGAGGACGAGGGUGAAGUGCGUCAGGAAGAUCCAGAACAGGAUCGACGUGAGCAAAGCCUUCGUGGCUGCGGGAAAAGCGGCGCGGGACUAUUGAGAUUGAGCUCAAAAGACGCUGUCGCAUCGGCAGGAUUUCGGAGUAACAAUCGAAGUGAAUCAUCUCGAUCCGAUGGCAGUGUUAUCGAAGCUGAUACUCGGGUUAUUAAAAUGAACUGUGAUACGUUGGUUUAGUAAUACUGCUAUUGAAUCGAGCAGAUUUGCUCCGAUUCGUGGCGCUGCCGAUAAAUUCUGCUGCUGGUACAACAGCGCGCUCCUUUUUUAUUUUUUGUUCUACGACUCUGAAAGACUCACAGCGAUUGAAGAAUGUGCCGAUGGUGAACAUGAAGAGCGCCGUGAUGACGUUGUACAUCGCAAGGAAGACCGCGAUGACCAGCGCGUUCGCAGUCACAAAUACAGGCGACAGCAGGAUCGUGCACACGAUCGUCACGGGUAGCAAGGUGAUCAUGAGCACUUCAAGACCGUCAACCGUUACGUGAGAUGACAAAUAUCAUUCCUUCGUCCCAAUCUCAACCGACAAAACGAUAACGCAGCCGUUUAAGAGGAACCGAAUCUCCCGUUUCGCUCUCGACUUUUCCUCGGAACUGCGCAACGCUAACUACUUGUACAGCUCGCGCCGAGAUCAAAGAUAUCACAUCGGGAAAAAUCAAUCUGUGCUGUUUCGCAGAGGAUGUUACUACCGAUCAGAGAGGAAACAACGAUCGUUAACUCGAGAAUGUUCUCCUCCAUCAAUCUCUGGUUUUUCCUCAGUGCCGAAUUUUUAAUCGGUGCUGUCAUAUCUGCCAUCUUAGUCCUCCUUAGUGUAAUAAAGUCACUUUUACCAAAACCUCCGAGGGACUUAACCGGCGAUGUAGUUUUAAUAGUCGGCGCUUCCUCGACCCUCGGUGAGUUCUUAGCAGAGGAAUUCGCGGAGAGCGGAUGUUCCGUGAUCUGCGUGGAUAACGACCUCCGAUCGCUCAAGGAGAUAACCGCGAAGCUGAAGUCGCGAUACUGCCGAGUGGAGGAAAUCGGACCGCUGUAUAACGACGGGGGGGAAGAGUCGCGGGAGGUACAGCCGACAAUAGUGGCGUACGAGUGCGACCUGCUGGACUGCAACGCCGUCCGUAAGAUCGCCAAGAAGGUCGAGGACGAGGUCGGUGGCAUCGACAUCUUAGUGACUUGCGCCGGCCAGCCUAAUCAGGAUAUUUUCGAUACAGCCAGUACGACUCUCAUGAGUCACCACUGGGCGACGCUGGCAUUUUUGCCGUACAUGUUACGGCGCAACCGAAAGACGCAUAUUGUCGGAAUCACUCCAGUUGCGUCCACGCACGACAGAUACAUGGCUUCGAGGACCGCGAUUGCUGGUCUCAUGGAAAGUAUAAGUCAAGAAUUGAGCAAUCACAGCAGUCACCUCACUUUCCUCGCGGUGUCGCCGACGUUGGAGCACAGCUCGAUGAGGGAAAGUGAGCAACAAGUGGCGAAGGAAGUUGUCCAGGCGAUCAGGAAGGAUCAGUGCAAUGUGCACGUCAGUUGGAGCUCCAAGAUACUAUACCGACUAAGCCGCAUGAUGUAUGGCGCAAUCACGUCGGUCACACAAUAGCUUCACACGCGGGGAGAUGUGAUUAUUCCCUUUAAAUCCUGUUCGUGCUCAUGGAGCGUGAAGCAUUCCAGAGCCGAGCGCCGACAUGAGUGUGGGAAUUCGCGUUUUCAAUGUCGGCGGAUUCACUCCAGAUGGACGGCGAAAAAAAGCUUUAACGAAUGGCCGAAGCUCGUCUAACGAGCGUCUUCCCACGAGUGGUGCAAGGAUCGAUAGAGACCUCGGGCAUUCGCCCGUAGAUUCAAUAAAUCAAACGUCGCGAUUUUCAGGAAGAAUUUUCCGCCACGGAUCCUCGAAUCCUUUUAUCCACGAAUGCAACUCGCUCGCACAUUUCUCACCAAACGUUAAAGGCAUACAAUAUCACGUCAUUUGCAAACUCCAUUUGCACGAUAUUCAUCAUCGAUUUGUUAUUAUUAUUUAUUUGUCAAUCAUCUCUCGAUCUCCAGUGAUCGACCAAUAAAUUUAAAACGCCA